Molecule: messenger RNA, 3232 nt
Organism: Drosophila teissieri
Lineage: Eukaryota; Metazoa; Arthropoda; Insecta; Diptera; Drosophilidae
Product: RNA exonuclease 1 homolog
Exons: 6
Coding region: 79-3066 (995 amino acids)
Cellular component (GO): nucleus
Molecular function (GO): exonuclease activity; nucleic acid binding; metal ion binding
Source: RefSeq, a predicted model, not a curated record
UAAAGAAAAGAAAGAAAUUUGGGACGCUUGCUUUCUUAAGCGGCUUUAAUAAACAACUAAUCCCAGCAAGAGGUGGAAAUGCUGCCAUCCACGGGUCUCUUUAAGGGCUUCCUGUGCCCGUACUUCGACGGCCAGGAUGCGGCGACCUGCAAGCGUCCCUUUUGUCACUUUAAGCAUGUCCGCAAAGACGAGGUGGAGGCCGCUCCGCCUGCUGAACCCCCACCCGUGCCCGAGUACAAGCCGGCGCCCAAGCUGCUCUCUCUUCCACUGCCCCAGAUCACGCUAUGUGCGCCCCGGAAAAAGUCCAAUCUGGAGUACCACCCGGAGAAGCCGGCUCUGAACGCCUCGCCGGCGAAGAAGAAGCCGGAGGCGGUCGUGGACAGUGCUCCCAAAUAUGUGCCCGGCCAGCCCUCAGCUGCAAAUGGUGAAGGAGAUAACGAUUGGCAGGCGAUUCUCGAAAAGGAAAUUGAUGAGCAGAUGCAGGUGGAGAUCGAGGACCAUGACCAGAAUAACGACGAAGAAGAGAAGAUGGAAAUAAUGUCUGAAAACGAGGAGGAAGAGCAUGAAGAGCAGCUAAAUGAUGUCAAGGACAGCCACAAAAAUGAACAUAAGCCGAGCAAGGAGCGGGAAAGGGAUAAAGAAAAGGAAAAGGUCAGAGAGCUGGAAAAGGAAAAGCUCAAAGACAGGGAUCGGGAUCGGGAUCGGGAAAAAGACAAAGAGAAGAGCAAGGAUAAGGACAGGGACAGAGAAAAGGAGAAAAAGGAUAAGGAUAAGGAUAAGCGAAAGUCAUCCCACAGCGACAAAGAGCGCUCCAAGGAGCGGCACACCUCGAGCUCAAGUUCCUCUAAGCACAAGUCUUCCUCCAGCUCCUCUUCCAGCAAAAAGUCAUCCAGCAGCGAUAAGCACCGCGACGAGAAAAGUUCCAGCAGCAGGCACAAGAGCAGUUCCUCAUCAUCCGCCUCGAAGAGUCAUCAUCACAAAUCCAGUUCCUCUAGUUCACGGUCCAAGUCUAAGAGCAGCUCGUCAUCGAGCAAGAACACUAGCUCUUCGAAGAGCGAACCGGAAGCGGAUAAAGAUAAGGAGGCUGAAGCUACCGCGCUGACAACGGCGGAACCAAAGGAUGAUCUGGAUGACCUGGACUUCGAUUUUGAAGCAGAUACCUCGGAAGGAGAAAUUGUUCGUCAGUGCGAAAUGAUUUUUGACGAAAUGGAAAAAAAAUUCGCGCAGAUGCACAAGGACGAAGGCGGCGAAGCCAACCCGGAGAGUUCUCGUAAGCGGAAAGCUCCUUCGCCGGACAUUGAUACCUUCACAGAGGCGGCCACAGCGGCUCUGCAGAAGCGCCGGGUGGCCCACGAGAACGCUGACAAGGUCAAGCCACAUUUGGCUCCUUCGGUUGCGAUGCGCAAACCCAAUCACAUCCGUAAUGCCAUGCAGGCGAUCUUCGACCGGCGAGCGGAACUGCGGCGCCAGGAGAAGCUGCAAGCCGAAGCCGCUGCGGAGCAGCUACGUCAGGCACAGGAGCGGGUGCGCCAAGCGCAGGAGGAACUACGUCAGGCCAAGGUCAACUCCAACCUCACGCCCCUUAUUCCGCGAAGUGCAUUGACCCCACCAGUGCGUUCAGCCCGCAGCAUAGCACCUGUGGCCAACAUUGUGGCCAUCGCUCGGGCCAAAAAGAAGAUCGAAGAGCUGCAGGCCGAGAAGAAGCCAGCUUUCACGCCUGCACAAUCCUUCAAGGGCGCCGGCCGAGUGGCGCACAAGCCCACUGCUGCGCUAGACAAAUCGGCUCCCGUGUCCAACGCGGAGAAGCCAACCGUCCUAGAUCCCAGCAGCUCGAAGAUAUCCUAUAACGUGCGCAUACAGUAUUACGAGAUGAUGGUGAAGCACUGCACCAUCAUUUAUCCGCAGCUGGCAGAUGCCUGGGAGCGCGCCCAGGUGGAGGAACUAGCCGUCUUCAAAAAGUGCAACACGCCUGCCAUCUACAAGAACAGCUGCAUGCUGGCGAUUAACAAGCUCCGCAAGGAGGCAAUCGAGGCAGGAAACAGGCCGAGCGUGGCCAGCAAGACGGUGUCGCAUGAGAUGAUGCUGGGCGGCAAGCGGGCGCUUACUACGUCCUGGAGCGUUGAGAAAAAGGGAAAACUUGGCUCCUUGGGCAAUGGCGAGCCUUUCGAUGCUUUAGACGCUGAGAAAGCAUACGAAAUGGUCUUCGAUCUGCGCCUGACGGAAGAGCAGCUGGUGGAGAACGGCUAUCCGCGUCCGGGCGAGAAGCGCGGAUCAGCAGUGAUACGCGCCUGCCGGCCCAACCGUCGCCCCAACCAGAGUGAGCGCUACUGUUCCCGCUGCGGCAAGGUAUUCAGCUUGGAUAUAUACGAGCACCAGGGCUUUGACAUGUGUAACUACCAUCCGAAAAGCACGGGAUAUCGACGAGGAUUCACGGACAACCAGCAUCGAUGCUGCCAGCAACCGGCGGGCACACCGGGUUGCACCUACGCCAACUACCACGUGAGCGACUACUACGAUCCGGACAAGCUCACCUGCUUCGUGAAGACAAUCGAGCGGGGUGAAGACAUGGUGCCCACCAAGAAGGACAUAUUUGCCUUGGAUUGCGAGAUGUGCUACACCACGCACGGAAUAGAGUUAACCCGCGUCACGGUGGUGGACAUAAAUGGCCGCACCGUUUACGAUGCUCUGGUCAAGCCGGACAACCAGAUUGUGGACUACAAUACGACCUACUCGGGCAUCACAGAGGCGAUGCUCUCCAACGAGACGCGUAGCAUACGCGACGUGCAGGCGGUGUUGAUGUCCAUGUUUCAUGCCAAAAGCGUGCUCGUUGGCCACAGCCUGGAAAGCGAUCUGAAGGCACUGAAACUCAUUCACGACGUUGUGGUGGACACCUCGGUGCUGUUUCCCCACAAGAUGGGACCGCCAAAGAAGCGCGCUCUGAAAACACUGUGCAUCGAAAACCUAAAGCGGAUUAUACAGGAGAAUGAGGCCGGCCACGACAGUGCCGAAGAUGCCGAAGUGUGCAUUCAGCUCAUCAAGUACUAUCUGCGCAACAAGAUCAGUUGAGCUGCUACCGUGCACCAUUGCAAGCAUUCAGUUCAAAAGCAUUACAUACAUCUGUUAAUAUGUAUAUCAUGCCCAUCAGAAAUCAAAGCCUUAGCCCCUAAUCUAACCAUAUUUUGUAAAAGCAAACUGUAUAAAUAAAUCACAAUGCUAUGACAGCGGAAACUAA